AUGGAAGAAACAAAAGUAAUUUAUCACAUAGACGAUGAAGAAACCCCUUACUUAGUGAAAAUUGCAAUAUCUCCAGAUAAAGUAACUUUAUCAGAUUUUAAAAAUGUUCUGAAUAGGCCUAACUACAAAUUUUUUUUCAAAUCGAUGGACGAUGAUUUUGGCGUGGUAAAGGAAGAAAUUGUAGAAGAUUCAGCACGUUUACCUUGCUUCAACGGGAGAGUAGUAAGCUGGUUGGUAUCUGCCGAUGGCUCAAAUCAAUCGGAUGGAGGUUCUCAAUGUACGGACAGUGUUACGCAUCAAUCGGAAACCAGGUUGCCUCCUCCGGUGGCCGAAUCCGUCUGUACGGACACGGAAAGCAUCAUUAGCUCAAGACAAGGCAGGCGACAUCACAAGUACUCUUCCCGGAUAAAUGGACAUCUUUCGAGAGUUUAUGAGACUGCAUCUAUAGUAAGUUCGGAUCUAGAGACAACAAGUUUUCAAUCGGAGACUACAGGUAGACACACAGCUUUAUCAGAAUGCUCGAGUGUCAGUCGGUUGCACGUGGCUGGAAGGAAAAGGCCACAGAGGCGACGAAAACAACGAUUACAAGCAAUGUCAAGAACCAGUUCUUAUUCGAGCAUUACCGAUUCUACCAUGUCAUUAAAUAUAAUAACAGUUACUUUGAAUAUGGAUUCAGUGAACUUUUUAGGUAUCUCUAUUGUUGGGCAAAGCAACAAAGGUGGAGAUGGUGGUAUAUAUGUCGGAUCAAUUAUGAAAGGGGGUGCUGUAGCAUUAGACGGUCGAAUAGAACCGGGUGAUAUGAUAUUACAAGUAAACGAUGUAAAUUUUGAAAAUAUGUCAAACGAUGAGGCUGUUAAAGUGUUAAGAGAAGUUGUACAAAAACCAGGCCCUAUAAAAUUAGUGGUCGCAAAAUGUUGGGACCCAAAUCCCAAAGGAUAUUUCACGAUACCCAGAACAGAACCCGUAAGACCAAUCGAUCCAGGUGCAUGGGUAGCGCACACAGCUGCAGUAAGAGGCGAUCCAGUGGCACGUCCACCCAGCAGCUCGACAGUAUCCAGCUCGUCCAUAGCCAGUACCAUACCGGCUAACGAACGUGAGUGUCUUCUCGGUCCUGAAUAUGAAACAUUUCCAGAUAUGGACGAGCCGCUGUACGUCAACUCGCCGAUGUCCCAGAUAGUGCAAGCGAUGCAACGGCCCGACAGCGGUUUGGAAAUACGCGACAGAAUGUGGUUGAAGAUUACCAUUCCCAAUGCAUUCAUCGGCACCGACAUGAUAGAUUGGUUGUUAACACACGUCGAAGGCUUCCAGGAAAGGCGCGACGCGAGAAAGUACGCAUCGCAGUUGCUUAAAAACGGCUUCAUUCGACACACUGUUAACAAAAUUACCUUUUCUGAACAGUGCUAUUACAUAUUUGGCGAUCUUUGCUCCGCCAUGACGAACCUUAGAAUACAGGGUGACACUGAUAGUGUCGGUCCACUGCCAAAUGUGCCCAAUUACAUGCCAUAUAGCGGUGCUUACAAUCCGCUGGAGUACAUGCCGAUGCCUUUCUACAGUGAGAACACAGUAUACGGUUACAAUAAAGAAGAAUCAGUUCUGAGCGGAAGCGGUGGUUCGUCGGGCGGGUCUGAGCGCUUGAAAGAGGGCGCGACCGGCCACAGCAGCGCCUCCGACAGCGACAUAACGUCUUUGGGGCCGCGUUCGGGGCCCUUGCAGAAGACCACCAGCGGCAACGGCAACGGCAGCUCGAACGGCUCGGAGCAGAGCAGCGGCACCCAAGUGGCCAAUACCCAAUCGAAAGAUAUAGCUGGUAGUAGACAGUCUUUUAAAAUCGCCAUGGGGAAUCCAUGCGAGAUGUUUGUUGAUGUUGUGUAG
Phyllotreta striolata is the source of this 1872-nucleotide messenger RNA. The record is from the annotation of a GenBank genome assembly. NCBI's taxonomy places the organism in Eukaryota, Metazoa, Arthropoda, Insecta, Coleoptera, Chrysomelidae.